Messenger RNA from Copidosoma floridanum, 4988 nucleotides. RefSeq names its product Glutamyl-prolyl-tRNA synthetase (gene GluProRS). Gene Ontology annotation, biological process: glutamyl-tRNA aminoacylation; translation; prolyl-tRNA aminoacylation. The record is from RefSeq and is a predicted model, not a curated record. Gene Ontology annotation, molecular function: ATP binding; proline-tRNA ligase activity; glutamate-tRNA ligase activity. NCBI's taxonomy places the organism in Eukaryota, Metazoa, Arthropoda, Insecta, Hymenoptera, Encyrtidae. Gene Ontology annotation, cellular component: aminoacyl-tRNA synthetase multienzyme complex; cytoplasm.
UGUAAGACAGUCUUAGUACUAGUAAUAGUAUAUAACUAAUGAUACCCUUCUUUUUUCUCUGCUUUAUCUAUCUCAUACAUAAUUUUUGAUUAUUUCCUCAAAACUUGUAACUUAUAACAGUACUACAGAUAUUAUAUGGUCAUCACGGUGUGCGCGCAAUCACGUUUUAAAGUGUCCAAGAGUAAUUUGUGUCCAUCUUUAUGAUGCAGCUCAAACUCGUCAUCAAUGCGGCUAAUCCUCCGAUUGAAACUUUAGCAACGGUUGAACUUGUCAAGUCCAAACUUAAUUCCGAGUUCCAAAUCGUUUGGUCCAAUGAUUUCGGAAAGAAUCCAGCCAAGCUUCAACUAUUUGGCAGCAAUGGCAAGCUCCUGGGAGAUACAGGCAUCAGCGUUGCCAGAUAUUUGUCAAGAGCAAGAAAUGACGAUCUUUAUGGCAGCAGUGAUGCUUUUGUACGCUCAGAAGUGGAUCACUGGUUGACAUUUUCUGGGAAUCGUUUGAAAUCCAAGAACGAAGCAACAGAUGUAUUUAUUUAUUUGAAUCUUGUGUUAUCGACGAGAACGUGGUUGGUAGCAAAACACCUGACCAUCGCAGACAUUUGCCUGUUUUCGGAAUUAAUGUCAGAAGCCAAUAAUAUUGAUUCCCACAAAGAAAGGUAUCCAAAUUUGUACAGAUGGUACAAACAAGUUCAAGCAUUACCGGAAGUUGAAACCGCCUUGGAAAUUGCCUCAAAAAAUGGUAGCAAAGAGGCCAAAGGGAGCGCCGUUUCUCAUUCUAAAACUGUUGCUGCUCAAAAAACGGCCCAAAAAAAGGAGCAAGCCAAAUUUGUUGAUUUACCUGGUGCCCAAAAAGGAAAGGUUGUCGUGCGUUUUCCUCCCGAAGCUAGUGGUUACUUGCACAUUGGACAUGCCAAGGCCGCCCUAUUAAAUCAAUACUAUGCAGACCAUUUCGAGGGAAAACUCAUCAUGAGGUUUGACGAUACGAAUCCUGCCAAGGAAAACGUCGAGUUUGAAAAAGCUAUUCUAGAAGAUCUCAAAAUGCUACAGAUAAAGCCUGACCGCUUUACGCAUACAUCCGAUUAUUUUGACCUGAUGCUGGAUUAUUGCGAAAAGUUGAUAAGAAACGGGAAAGCCUUUGUCGACGAUACUCCAGCCGAACGGAUGAAAGAGCAAAGAGAUCAGAAUCUUCCAUCGGUCAACCGAGAUAAUACAAUUGAGGCAAAUUUGGAGCUCUGGCGUGAAAUGAUUAAAGGCUCGACGAGGGGUCAAAAGUGCUGUGUCAGGGCUAAAAUCAAUUACCAGUCGUCAAACGGCUGUCUGCGCGAUCCCACGAUUUACAGAUGCAAGCCAGAAUCUCAUCCAAAGACGGGAACAAAGUACAAGGUUUAUCCGACUUACGACUUUGCCUGUCCGAUCGUCGACGCGAUCGAGGGUGUCACGCAUACCUUACGGACGACCGAGUAUCAUGACAGAGAUGAGCAAUUUUAUUGGUUCGUGGACGCUCUUGGGCUGCAUCGUCCCUAUAUUUAUGAAUACUCCCGGCUCAAUAUGACCAACACUGUGCUCUCGAAGCGAAAGCUGACCUGGUUCGUUGCCGAGGGAUUGGUCGACGGCUGGGAUGAUCCACGUUUCCCGACCGUGCGAGGAAUCUUGCGCAGGGGAAUGACCGUCGAGGGUCUAAAGCAGUUUAUCAUUGCCCAGGGCAGUUCGCGAUCCGUCGUCUUUAUGGAGUGGGAUAAAAUAUGGUCUUUUAACAAAAAGGUCAUUGAUCCCGUGGCCGUUAGGUACACAGCCCUCACCGUUGGUGAUACGGUGCCCGUCCACGUCAAGGGAGCCGUUGAGGGAUUUCUCACGGUUCCUAAUCACCCAAAGGAUCCGUCCAUCGGUACGAAGCAGGUGCGCGUGUCCCCAAACAUACUCAUCGAGGAGGAGGACGCUCAAGCUUUGAAACAAGGUCAAAACGCAACUUUCAUUAAUUGGGGCAAUCUCAUGAUAGAAAAUAUCGAAAAGAAUGCAAACGGCAAAAUCAUCAAAGUGGAUGCGUCUUUGAAUCUUGACAACAAAGAUUUUAAAAAUACUUUGAAGCUGACUUGGAUAGCUGCUGACAAAUCCGAGACGUCCAAGAGUGCGAUUCCGUGCUACGCCGUUUACUUUGAUCACAUUAUUACCAAGCCCGUUUUAGCCAAGGAUGACGAUUUCAAGGACUUUGUCGCCAAAGACACGAGGAGAGAAAUCGAAAUGUUUGGAGAAACUGAGCUACAAAGAGUCAAACACGGAGAGAUCAUUCAACUGCAGAGAAAAGGCUUUUUCCGCUGCGACCUUCCUUACGCAGAGGCCACGGCUCACUCUUCGCGCGAGCAACCUUUAAUUCUAUUUCAUAUACCUGAUGGUCACAGUACCAUCGCUUUGCCUGGUGCUGCGGACAAAUCAACCGUCUCAAAGGUCACCAAAACGGACGCUUCAGCUAUUGAAUUAAACGAAAAAAUAAUAGCUCAAGGGAACAAAAUUCGAGAUUUGAAAAGUGCCAAAGCUGACAAAGCUAUAAUUUCUGCCGAUGUGGAAAAACUCUUGAAUCUUAAAGCUAAUUAUAAAUCAAUCACGGGUCAAGACUGGAAACCUAGUAAUGAUCCGCCUGCUGUAAAGACUACGUCAGCUCACCAUAAAAAUGAAGAUGAAGUCGACAAGUUGAGCAAAGCUAUAACUGCCCAAGGCAAUAUAGUUAGAAAAUUAAAAUUGGAUAAAGUGGAUAAAGCUGAAAUUGAUGCUGCAGUAAAGAUACUUGUCGAUUUAAAAGCAAAGUGGAAAAGUCUCACUGACCAAGAGUGGAAGCCCGACUGCAAAUCGCCAGCUUUGGCUCCGAAAAAAGUUUCAAACGAAAAAGCUCCGGAAGCAAACUCUGUGAUUUCAAAAAAUAAAAAAAUGGUAGACGACAGUAAUGCCAUUUCCUUGUCGCAAGAGAUAAAAAAGCAAAAUGAUGUUAUAGUUAAUUUAAAAUACUCAAAACCCGAUGCAGUGACCGUAACCAAACAAGUUGCGAUUCUAAUGAAUUUAAAAAAUGAUUAUAAAAAGUUGACUGGAAAAGAUUGGGUGCCCUUGGACGUGUCGGGCAAUAAAAAAGAGUCUAGUGGCGAUAAUUCGAAUUUGGAGCAGCAUAUAAGUGAUCAAGGUUGCAUGGUUCGAGAACUCAAAGCCAAAAAAGCCGAGAAAUCGGUUAUCGAUCGUGAGAUCGAGAUCCUUAAAGCUUUAAAGCUCAAGUACAAAGAAACAUUUGGCAAAGACUACGUGCCAGUGGGUGGUGGUGGUCAGGCAUCGCGCGAGAUUAAGGCAAAGAGUCAGAAACUGUCCCAAGUUGCCAAGCCAUCUCUGGGAAACGGUGCAAAGAAGCACGAGAACCACAAGGAAGACGAAUCGAGCAGCAAGACCGGAACGAGACUAGGCCUCGAGGCUAAAAAAAGCGAAAAUCUCUCAGAUUGGUACUCUCAAGUCAUUACAAAGGGGGAAAUGAUAGAGUACUACGACGUCUCGGGUUGUUACAUACUACGUCCCUGGAGUUUUACCAUUUGGGACUCUAUCAAAGAUUUUUUCGAUCGGGAAAUAAAAAAGCUUGGUGUUCAAAACUGUUAUUUUCCGAUUUUCGUGAGCAAGGCAGCUCUCGAAAAAGAAAAAACCCACAUUGCUGACUUUGCGCCCGAAGUUGCUUGGGUGACCAAGAGCGGUGAAUCGGAUCUAGCUGAGCACAUUGCCAUUCGCCCCACCUCCGAAACUGUCAUGUAUCCGGCUUAUGCAAAGUGGCUCAAGUCGUAUCGCGACCUCCCACUGAAACUCAACCAGUGGAACAAUGUAGUGAGAUGGGAGUUUAAACAUCCUCAACCGUUUCUGCGCACCCGCGAGUUUCUCUGGCAGGAGGGUCAUUCGGCUUUUGUCACCAAGGCCGAAGCUGAUGAAGAAGUGUUGCAAAUUUUAGAUUUGUACACACAGAUUUAUGAAGAUUUUUUAGCUGUACCGGUUGUUAAAGGCCGAAAAACAGAGAAGGAAAAGUUUGCCGGUGGUGAUUACACCUUGACCGUGGAGGCUUAUAUUUCGGCGAGUGGUCGUGCGAUUCAAGGUGCUACUAGUCAUCACUUGGGUCAAAAUUUUUCCAAAAUGUUUGACAUUCAAAUCGAAGGUGCCCACGAAGGUGGUGACAAGACUUUUGUUUAUCAAAAUUCUUGGGGCAUCACGACGCGAACCAUCGGUGUCAUGAUAAUGGUUCACGGUGACGACAAGGGUCUCGUUAUACCUCCAAGAGUUGCCUCGAUACAAGCCAUCAUAGUUCCCUGCGGAAUCACGGCAUCGACAUCCCAAGAACAAAAGGACACGUUAAUGAGCGAGUGCAACCACUUGGAAAAAGAGCUCAUUAAAAGGGGAGAGCUCAGAAUCAAGGGAGAUUACAGAGAUAAUUAUAGCCCAGGGUGGAAGUUUAAUCACUGGGAGUUAAAAGGCGUCCCCGUAAGAAUCGAAUUGGGUCCAAAAGACUUGGAAAAAAGUCAAGUUACUUUUGUAAGAAGAGAUACUUUGGAAAGAACGGUAGCCAGCAGAGCGGAAGCUUAUAGUUUUCUCGUUAAAUUAUUAAAUCAAAUCCAAGCCAGUUUAUUGGAAAAAGCAAGAAACCAACUGAUGCAGCACAUUAAGCAAACUCACAGCUGGAAUGAAUUUUGCAAGUAUCUUGAUGAAAAAAAUCUUAUUCUUGCACCAUUCUGCGAGAGGAUUGAAUGCGAGGACAAAAUCAAGGCUGACAGCGUUAGAGAUGAUGGCGGUGAUGAGCCAGGAGCACCGUCGAUGGGAGCCAAAAGUUUAUGUAUUCCAACAAAUCAGCCUGAUGGCAGCAUCGAAGAAAUUAAAAAACUCGAUUGUAUACAUCACAGUUGUCAAGCAAAGCCCAAGUCUUAUACAUUGUUUGGUCGCAGUUAUUAAAUAAUUUUGCAAGUUUUAAUAAUUGUCAUUCAUACAUAC